Microbotryum saponariae is the source of this 1262-nucleotide messenger RNA. Lineage: Eukaryota; Fungi; Basidiomycota; Microbotryomycetes; Microbotryales; Microbotryaceae. The record is from the annotation of a GenBank genome assembly.
AUGACGCUCACGAGCAAGCCCGUCUCGAUCCCGCCUUACCUGCCCACGCAGCACGACUACAAGCCGACCCAUCCUAGCUUAUUCAAGGUCAACUUUGCGGGCGAGCAUGACGAAUUUUCUUCAUCCUUGAGCACCGUCAGGGUCAGUUGAUGUGUCUUUCGAAAGGACGUGUUGCCAAAUUGGGCCGCCCUCGUGCAGUGCAGUGCAGUACAGCUUCGGACUCCGGAGAACGGGUCAGGAAAAGCGAUCGUUCGGUCCGUGACCGGGGAACGUCAACGCCGAUCUUACCCGACAUCUCUCCCGCGGUGAUUGGAUCCGGUGAUAUCACUCGGGGUCCCAAACUUGGGCAGAGUCACCUUGUACGAGUCUGUACCAUAUUUCUCUUCGCUGACAUCCUUUUGCUCUGUCUUGCACCGCUUCUCUGACUUUCGCAAAUUCCCGAUCCUGCCUCCGCUCGACAACCCCCACAUUCGAUGCGGUCUCUGCGAUCUCUGAUGACCGAACCGCCCGCUCGCCUCGCUGCUAUCAACACGACUCGAUCAAUGGCGCAACAUUACUGCGCCCCGUCUGGUCUUCAAAACGUACAACCUGCUUCAAUAGGCCUUCACCAAGGGCGAAACCAUCUGCGCGAUCGAAAACACCUUGCCCGGAACAAAAGCCUACUCGUCCGUCCAGGUCUUGCCGGACCCGCCGAUCCCGGGUCAAGACCUCGACGCGCUGCGCCACAUUGAGCUCAAUUCGGACUUGCUCUUCGUCAACCACUCGUGCGAACCCAAUGUCGCUUUCAACAUUAACAAGAGUGGGGAUUGGAAAGUUGUCGCGUUGAAGGAUCUCAAACAGGGCGAGGUGGGUGAUGUUAUUCAGAAAAUCACUGCGAGGCGAUGGAAUUCUUGCUGGAACGGUUCGCCGGGGUUUGUCCUACGCAGAUCAUGACGUUUGCCUACUUUUCGACCGAAUGGGACAUGGAUCAACCUUUUCAUUGCCUGUGCGGUGCAUCACAAUGCCUGGGCAUCAUCACUGGAGCCAAAGAGAUCGCUCCCGAGAUCCUGUCGAGGUGAGUCACCGAAUUUCGAAGACUGUUCGAUGUUGGAGUGGGGCACCCUCGCUGACGCCAAUCACUUAUACCUUGGACCUGCAUUAGAUUCUUUAUAAAUGAUCACAUCUUGGCCAUGAAAAAGCAACAGACAUCUCCGACCUCGAGCCUCAAAGCCAGCAACGCCAUGACAGCCGAAUCCGCGCCGACGUACGAAGUCCAAGCGUGA